GAAGAGCAGGGUAUCCAACCCGUCGCCCUUGGCCCCAUGGAUGGUCCAGCCCUUGUGGUGGGUCUCGUGGUUCUCUUGUGGGGCCCAGCGCAUCUGGUCUUAACGGGCGGCGAUGUGGCGGCCCUGCGAGCAUGGGCCAGUAGUUUAGCCGGUGCUUUUCUCACCUGAGUCUGUUGGUGUCCAUUGGCUUCAUCUACCAAGCGCUGAGGGCGCCUGGUCUGGGGAGCAUCCUUUGGGCCACCUGCUGCACUUGCGCAUAUGUAAGAAGCUUGUGGAAUGUACUCCCUUGCGAAUGAAAUUUGUUUCCCGCUUGAUGCAUGUAAUCACACUCCUACUGAUCGUGGAGACUGCGUGGUCUUCAAGCUCAUUGAAAUUCGCCUCGCUGCAAAGCUUCGCCACAGCGUGCCGCUUCUUGUUGGUGUUGUGUUUCAUGGACCCUUGGACUUCGAUUCCUUUCCAAGUGCUCUACACCACAGCGGAAGCUUAGCAACACCGGACCAAUCGGGCUUUUUGGGGCGUAUUGUGGGGAUUGGCCAUCCCGAUUGGGGAAUUUGGACGAUUCUUCCAUUUGUGAGCUUCAAUAUGUACCAGGCCCAGGUGUUUACUUCUUUGCAGUCUUAAUCUAUUCCUGUCGCUUUGAAGGUGGCACUUUGGACUUGCUGCCGGUGUCUCGGUCAGAGCUUUCGUGAAGGAGUUGGUGUUGAUCAAACCCUUCUCCCGAGAACGGUGACCUUUCAACCUAAACCGCAAACAAACGCUGUGGAUUUUCCCAACGGUAGUUGAACUCGGCCAACCGGGUAGAUGAUUCCGACGAGAUAUACAUCAUUGCAAUUUUCUUUAUUGACGAGGUCAUCUAAAUCACUCGUAGAUUUGGUUGGUCAUAGAAGUUCUGCCAACUCGGAGUGUAACACCCUUGCUCACCUGUUUGCCAUUUUCACACCUCGUUUUUGAUGGCGGGCGAUCUACAAACUGUGAGCAGGUGGGCUUGAGCCAACUCUUCAUUUUUGUCGUCAGUAUCUCCUCAUCCCUGGUCUUCGACUUGCUCCUCCGUGGACGCAUCCGCGCCCGCUUCCACACCGCGGAUGCAGAAUCCUUGGUGACCAGCUUCAGGCCGGGACUUUUCGCAGAUCCUUCUCGGGUUGAGCAGAGAUUUAGAGUCCACUUAUCUUCUGUUCGACUGGAGGGCGUUGGGUUGGAUGAAUGGGACAUUUGCGUUAAUAUAUUUUAUUCGGAUGUUUGUUCAGUUGAAGGGGGUACAUUGCCGAUGACCGAUCUUUCAAUGAAAUCAAUACUGCAGGAGGGUUUUGAGAGGUGUUUGUGAUGGUGAAGUUCUCCUGGCCAGCCAGAUGAAUGUGGCGCAAGAAAGCUUGAAGCACUUGACGUCAGCCUCAAAGGCAGGCCAUUUCAACAUUUACUUCCCAAAGAGGAACAUCAUCGUUUUGGCGACUUUAUUGAGUCUUCCACAAAGGCAUUUGGAGCACCAGAAUCCAAGGACGAUGUGCUCCCCUUAUGUUUGCAGUCCUCUCUGAGGGGAUCAGCAGGCAUACAGGUUGGUGCAGAUUUCUUUCAUGUACCCGUUCCGGGCAGGCAUGGGGUCUGUCACAUGUUUUCGUUUUGGCAACCUUCAUUCCACUGAUGGAAGUCAACAUUUUGUCCGACGAUGGUUGAAUAGCUGCGAUGGGAUGACCUUGUCUCGGACAGGGUUAUUUGGGGCCAAUGAGCCUUACCACCUUAUUGCCUUCAAGGAAGACUCCGAAUCGCGGCAGAUCUACCCCGAGGCUCCAGACGAUUCCGUUCCGGCGAGCCUUUUGAUGUCCAGGUAUGAUGAGGAUAGCAGACAGAACGAAGAGAGUCAUCAAGAUACCAGGUCCAUGAUCUCUGGAACAACCCAUAGUUUUUCCCAUCUCAGUGCACUGCAAGAAAUGACUUUGCUGGUGGAUGUGAACACAGAGCUCCAUGAUCUACCACAAGCACACUUGAACUUUCAACGUGAGAAACAAGGGGAUUUGCGUGCCGCUUUGCACUCCAAGAUGCCAAGCUUGCGGAAGCUGGUGAAGCCCACGGACUGGGAGAAGGUCCGCAGCCACGUGGUGAGUUUCUGUGAACGGUCCCUGGAGGAUCCACGGCUUUCGCCCGAAGAGAUUCGGAUGACGGUGAAGCUUCCAGGAGAACACGCUUGGCUGAAAGUGGAGGAAGCGACGCUGCACCCGAUCCGAGGCGCUCAGAAGGUAUGGCUGCUCAGAGGAUUCCGGCCUGAGAAGAUUCGACAUUGCCCUUUUUUGGAUCGGAGAACGCCGGCGAACAUCCACGACGGCAGUCGGCUGCUAGGUUACGCUGUUGCGUUUCAUCGUGUUUUGCUUGGGCAAAAGAGACAUGACCGAAGAGUUGGUAUAUUGUGGAAUCCAGAAUCCUGGUGUGAAGACAUGGGG
Molecule: messenger RNA, 2429 nt
Organism: Durusdinium trenchii
Lineage: Eukaryota; Dinophyceae; Suessiales; Symbiodiniaceae
Source: the annotation of a GenBank genome assembly